Molecule: messenger RNA, 2462 nt
Organism: Morone saxatilis (striped sea-bass)
Lineage: Eukaryota; Metazoa; Chordata; Actinopteri; Moronidae
Gene: scpp8
Product: secretory calcium-binding phosphoprotein 8
Exons: 3
Coding region: 128-655 (175 amino acids)
Source: RefSeq, a predicted model, not a curated record
AGCUGCUCCUGCAUGGAGGUCAGACGUCUUUCUGUACUGAGAGUGAUCACAGCUGCACAGAACCCCACUCAUUUUAUUCAGGACAUAAGGGAAGUAAGAAAGAACUCGAGAACAGAACCAAUCACAGAUGGAGCUUCUGACAACCGCCCUCGUCAUCGUCCUUCUUACAACAGCAUCCGCUAAGCCGUUUGGUCGGCGUCGGCAUUAUGAUGCUGACAUCACUGAGAACGACCGGUUACAGGGAUUGUCAGGCAGGAAUUACUGGUUGUAUCAGUCUUCAAGCCCUGAAGACUCUUCUUCAGAUUCGGAUCAGUCACUAGAUUCACGGGAAUCUAGUCAAUCUUCAGAAAGUCAGUCCUCAGAAAGUCACUCUUCAGAAAGUCAGUCUUCGGAGGAGUCCUCCUCUGAGGAAGUUCUAAUCACCGAUCAGACAACACCGGUCGUGACCACCACUACCAAGACAACCAUCACCACAGGAGAAGGGAGUGCACUCACCACUGAACCAGAAACAAUGGGCACAGAUAAGCCAACUGUAACACCCCCACCAGCAACAACGACCACACCUGUUGCCACUUCCCCCGGCAAUGUGACUCACUGUGUUACUGUGGAGAUUCCAACAGCAGCUCCCAUCACAGAAAACAGAGGAGACAACUAAGCAACUGAAAUUCCUGUUAACCGACAAACAACAACUAACCACAUUCCUAUUAAAAAUGUCAUUUUCAGCACAUUUUGAGUCUAGAAUUAUACUUCAGUUAUCAAUUCAAGAAACAAAAAGGUUAACACAUAAGGACAGGUUUUCAGUAAGUGAUUGAAAUUAGAAGGUAAGCUAGAUUAGCUAGCUAACUGUAUCACUAACCCACCAAGAGGACUUCAGGGAAACUAAAGUAAGGGUCAUUACAUCAUAACACCUACGUUCUAAUGCUAUUUAGCGCCAGACUUUGGUGGAAGUCUUAUUGAAACUUAUGGCAGAUGCAUGAAGAAGCACACUAAAACCCAGCAUAUAUACAUCAUAUAACAUUUGGAGAAGACGCUAACUUUGCCAAGAGCUUUCAAGUGUGGCACCAUUAUGCACGGUGACGUAAUGACCCUUCCUUCUUUCUUGGAUGAGUUGUAGCAAAAUGCAUUUAAGAUGCACUUCAUUUAAUGACCACUAGAUGCUUGAUCCAAAAAUACUAUAUUGAAGUAAAGUUUUGUAAAUAGUUUUUCUGAUGCGCAUCUUUGUGGCAAGUUACUUUUCCAUCAAUAACAUAUUAUGGCUGAAAUGAAGGAGAGUUUGGGUAAAUGCUUGAUUUAGCUUGCGUGUUUCUCAGCCUAUUGCAGUCAGCAGCAGAGGUUGUCCCUUACACAUCACAUAUCUUCUCCACCAAUUCCAAAUGUUAAUGUUCCAGUGACUCCAGUAACUGACAAAGAUGGCUAUAGAAAGACUGUGGCUCCACCCAUUUAGUUUCAACUCAACCAAUCAAGGAGCUCCACGUGGCCCCAACCCUAGAAAUCCAUGCAAUUCUUGGUUUCGUUUGACAAGCAGCAGACACCUAAUUAUACUGAUAAUCAACAUAUAGAAAUAACAUUAUUUUGUUGUUUGACAGCAGAAACAAAACGUAUUGUCAGCCAUUGUUGUUUCUUUUGUGUUAAAGGUCCAGUGUGGAGGAUUUAGUUGCAUCUAGCAGUAAAGUUUUAGAUUCCAACUAAAUGAACACCACUUGCGUCUGUAUUGAUAGACCUGGGAACAGGCUGUGUAGUGUGUAAGAAAGGCCCUAUCUACAGUCAGUAUUUGGUUUGUAUGUUCUGGGCUACUGUAGAAACAUGGUGGUUCAACAUGUGAGACUCCAUGGAAGGUGACUCAUGGCAUCUGUAGAUAUAAAAGGCUCAUUCUAAGGUAACAAAAACAUAACAAUUCCAAUAUUCAGACAAUUAUAUGGUAAUGAAAACAUAGUUAUGCACAUGAUAUGCAUAGCUACAUUUUACACACUGGACCUUUCUUGUCACAUUUCACACUGUUAUUAACACUAAUAUCUUCCAAAGAUUCUCAUUAUGGACAUUCAAGAUGGUAGUUUUAACACUACUGGUCAUUUGGAACCAAUAUAUCUGCUCAUAUAGUGCAUUAUACCAUUUUGCUUUACUAUACAUAUUGUUCUAUUUUGAAUUUAAAUGUACAUUCAGAUGUUUUAUUGAGAUUACACUGAUUGUUUUUUGAUCAUUUGUUUGUUUCUGAUAUGACAUGAAGACCUGCAGUGUUUUAGCCAUUAAAUGGUGAUACUACAGAGACCAGACCACAGAUAUGUUGAUAUGUGGUCAUAUAACAUAAACAAAUCUCAUGUCAUGUUUACCUUUAAAGUAUUAACUGAUCAGACAAGUACAGGCAGGAUACUCUGGUGUAUUUCUCCCAGUGUGCCAAAUUGAGUCAAUUCCAGUGUAUCUGCAUAAAUCUGCUUUUGAAAUAAAGUAUUUAUUUUUAUGUUUUA